Messenger RNA from Sinocyclocheilus grahami, 288 nucleotides. Its product is annotated as casein kinase II subunit alpha-like. Gene Ontology annotation, biological process: regulation of cell cycle; peptidyl-threonine phosphorylation; peptidyl-serine phosphorylation. The annotation marks the transcript as partial. The record is from RefSeq and is a predicted model, not a curated record. Gene Ontology annotation, cellular component: protein kinase CK2 complex; cytosol; nucleus. NCBI's taxonomy places the organism in Eukaryota, Metazoa, Chordata, Actinopteri, Cypriniformes, Cyprinidae. The transcript is spliced from 2 exons. Gene Ontology annotation, molecular function: protein serine/threonine kinase activity.
GUUCGGAUUGCAAAGGUUCUGGGUACUGAGGACCUGUAUGAUUACAUUGACAAAUAUAACAUUGAGCUGGACCCACGCUUUAAUGACAUUUUGGGCAGACACUCCCGGAAGAGAUGGGAACGGUUUGUGCACAGUGAGAAUCAGCACCUGGUCAGUACCGAGGCUCUGGAUUUUCUGGACAAGCUGCUACGUUAUGACCACCAGGCCCGACUGACAGCCCGCGAGGCCAUGGACCACCCUUACUUCUGUGAGUUCAUGAAAACCUGUGAAUGCAUCUCCAGUCUCUAA